GUGUAUACCAGCCAUUAUUCCACAGACAAGAUCCCCAAUCGCGACCCGGACUGGUUUUUGAUAUCUUUACGGCGGUAUCCCCACCAAGACAAGGAUGAAUGGAGAGAAGCUGUGGCUGUAGCACUGCUGCGGAAGGGAAGAUUUGACGAAGCCAAACCCCACAUCAAACAGGUAAAUCCCGACUUCCUCCGCCGCAUCAUUGUAGCCGCAGCCAACUUUCGUGCACACGACUGCUUCAACGCUGCUAUGGACCGCCUUGGAUGGAGGCCGUCCGAACAAGUCAUGGACGAACUCUGCUACAGCAUCAUCGACCAUACAAACGAGGAUUUUCUGGAACUCGUUGUCGAAAGGCUCAAAUCAGCACAUGAUUUCCUCCUGCUGCACGCUCAUCAAUUAAAGAAGCCGCGGAUGGUAGGACAGAUACUGCGUCAUAUGAGAGACGACCAGAAAAUAUCCCGAUGGGUGGCAGACGAGUUGCUGAAGCAGACAGACUGUGUAGCCUUCCAUGACCACAUUAGGAGACAACGUCAACAUGAUAGCUGCGAGAUGCGAUUAGAGCCGUUUAAUCUGAGCGAUAUGGUGCAAGGGAUCGUCCGAGCCCAGAAGCUUGACGACAGUAACUCCAGUCGUCUUGCCGACUUCAUGGCAACACAGAGCCUCAAUAUCAACCAGGGUGAAUCGUUUUCCUAUGCCCUCUGGCUUGAAGCUAGCCACGAGUACCUUGGUGAUGAGCCCGACUUGCAGUCGAUGGUCGGUCUGGCGAUCGCUUUCGAAUACCUCAUCAGUUCAGAUGAACCAGCGCUCGAUGGCACAUCUUCGCCACAAAUGAAUUUCGCGUGGCCCCUGAUCAGAAAGGCUCUCAACAGCGAGCUAUGCAACCCCGAGUUCCGUAGAAGACCGAGCGGUGACUUGCUUGUCGACCUCUCUCGGCAGACGAAUUCCACUACUGAUUCGGAUAUUUUGUACGGCCUACAAGUAGUACCGUCUGGAGUCUCACGGGAACAGACUGCCCCUAUUCUCCACGGACACAGGAUAUUCACACGAAACUGGAGCCUGAGCGUGGAGUCGAAUCAUAGUGUCAAUGUUGAUGGCACUAUGUCCGAGAACCAGCUCAAUUACACACUGACCUUUUCCGCCUUCCCUCCGCUCAAUGUCGCCGCGCCUGACUUGGAAGUUGACGACAGAGGUGACGCCGUCAGCUGGCCAGCAGCCAGCAUCGCGCAACAAGUAGCGAAGGUCAUCGAUGCUGCAUUGGUCGAAGAACAGAUCGUGCAUGACACGGGGCAACAGUCGAAGAUGGAGUGAGAGAGUUGAUUGAUAUACAGAGGCGGUUCACAUGAAUGUGGAUCUCGGGGCAGUCCUUGUAGCCUGGCUAACGUCCUUGGGCCUGGCUAUCUUGUGGUCAUCAGGGCUGGUAUGGGAUCGUAGGACGAGGGAAAGUGGGGUCCUGAUGACCAGAACUGCUACCUUCAGAGUUUGGGGAUCCAAAUGGGACGUUGUAGUCCGAGGCAGGACAAGUGGGAUGGAUGCUGUGGAAGCAUGCUGGGAUCGAGCUGGACGCCAUAGCCAGCAGGAGGAACUCAUUCGCUGGCGUUACCAACAAGCAGGUUUCAUCCCAGGGAAAGAAACAAGCUCGUCGUUAGACGUUCAUGCAAGGCAUGUUGACCAUUGAAAGUAGGGUAACAAAGGUAGCCGUACCAUG
Messenger RNA from Microdochium trichocladiopsis, 1702 nucleotides. RefSeq lists its product as uncharacterized. The record is from RefSeq and is a predicted model, not a curated record. Lineage: Eukaryota; Fungi; Ascomycota; Sordariomycetes; Xylariales; Microdochiaceae. The transcript has 2 exons. Bases 247 to 1305 code for a protein of 352 amino acids.